Xiphophorus maculatus (southern platyfish) is the source of this 4406-nucleotide messenger RNA. It is a transcript of the gene klf7b, whose product is annotated as Kruppel like factor 7. Bases 25 to 945 code for a protein of 306 amino acids. Gene Ontology annotation, molecular function: RNA polymerase II cis-regulatory region sequence-specific DNA binding; DNA-binding transcription factor activity, RNA polymerase II-specific. NCBI's taxonomy places the organism in Eukaryota, Metazoa, Chordata, Actinopteri, Cyprinodontiformes, Poeciliidae. The transcript has 4 exons. The record is from RefSeq and is a predicted model, not a curated record. Gene Ontology annotation, biological process: regulation of transcription by RNA polymerase II.
CCCCCUUUCCCCUUCUCGUCAACCAUGGAUGUUUUGGCGAAUUACAGUAUUUUCCAGGAACUCCAACUCGUCCAUGACACUGGUUAUUUCUCGGCGAUGCCUUCCCUGGAGGAGAACUGGCAGCAGACAUGUCUAGAGUUGGAGAGGUAUCUACAGACGGAGCCCAAGAGACUCUCGGAGCUCUUUGACGAGGAGUUGGACUGUCUCCUAACACCGGCCUUCAUGCAAGGCGGCGACAGCGAUGAAGACCUGAUGGACCCGCUCCUGCCCAGCCUCCCCGACCAGCCGAGCCCGCCGCCGUUGCUCGUAACCCUCCCCAAGGUUCAGGCCAAAAUCCUUCAGGUGCCCAGUCCAAACAAGGGUCAGGCGGUAGCCGGAACCGACACAAAGGACCAAGUCCUCGGAGGAGUCAGCGCCGCGCAGCUCAGCGCUGCCGUCACGUCCCUGACGCCGCCGUCGUCGCCGGAGCUCGGCCGGCACCUCUUUAAGCCCACACAGACGCUCACCGCCACGGCGGAUGGCACGUUGACGCUUAAGCUGGUGGCGAAGAAGGUGGGACUAGGGGCGACCAAGGUGGUGGCGGCACGUGCGUUGCCUUCCCCGCCGAGCCGAGGAGGAGCGCUGAGUGACGGCGAGCAGGGAGGCGGUGGAAGUCUGGGAGGAGAUAUUCCUGAGAACAAGAAGAGAGUCCACAGGUGCCAGUUUAAUGGCUGCAGGAAGGUUUACACCAAGAGCUCCCAUCUGAAGGCACAUCAGAGGACCCACACAGGUGAGAAGCCCUAUAAGUGCUCAUGGGAGGGCUGCGAGUGGCGCUUUGCCCGCAGCGACGAGCUGACGCGACACUACCGCAAACACACCGGAGCGAAGCCAUUCAAGUGCAACCACUGCGACAGGUGUUUCUCUCGAUCGGACCAUCUGGCCCUGCACAUGAAGAGGCACAUCUGAGGGUCGGAAAGGAGAGGAGUGGACGAGGAAGACGACUGGUGGAGGAUGAAGAGGAGUAGUGGCAGGAGAGAGGAAUGGCCGGAGAAGCUACAAAACCGUUAAAGAGCAAAAACCCUCAACGGUUGCUUCGAGGAUCUCCAUCGGAGAAGAGGGGGGAAAGGAGGAGACGAGGAGUAGCUAGAUUGUUGUUUUUCUUUAAUAUUACACAUUCACAUUUUGCAGCAGUACACACUUCGCACAUCCGUCUUCUAUUGCAUCAUCCCGGUGAACCCUGGCUGCUCUUGCGCAGCUCGCGGGUCUUGGACACUGCCAAACCGUGCUUGAGUCGCUCGACGAAACACUCCGCCGCCUUACUUUCUUUCUGUGUAUUCAACCCGUUUAAAUUAGUGAGUCAUUUUGGUGAAGAAGCAGUCCAGCGGGGUCGGGGGGGAAAGUCUUUAAUAUUCACUUAGUCAGUGCUUUCAAAUACUCAAUGUUUUUUUCUUGCCGUUUUUCUUUUUUUUGUGUGUGUUCUCUUUCCUACAUGAAACACAUGAGGAAAUAUCAUCCGCCGCACUCAGCUGCAAUCUAUGUGGGAGAAAAACAACAACGACGCGGCGUCUGCGGGGAGAGACGCCAUGCGGAUCGAGACUGACAAUCGACGCCCCUCUCCACCCCCUCUCUCGCCCGACGGGGCGUUUCGGGGCGUUCGUGGGAAAUCGGUCAGCAGAUGCUGCUGCAGCUCUCAGGCUCUCCUCCGAAGAAAAAAUAAAAGGGGGAGUUCGCAUCUCUCGACCUUCGCCGAGACGCCUGCCGCCUCCGCGGGCCAUCCGACAGAAUUGCGCAGCGACACUUUCUUCCCGUUUUUUUUCUACUUUAAAGAACAAUAAUCCUUCUUAUUGCUAUACAUAAUUUUGGAAAAAGGAAAAAAAAAAGAAAAAGAAAAAAGUAAGACAUUUUUGCGCUUUUCUCUCUUGGAGAAAACUUCUUAGAGCUCACUGAAAUGUUAGAGGAAAGACUGGAUGUCUAAGGUGACUUCAACAAAAUGUGUGGGAAGCGAAGGAGAGCGUUGUUGGUCUUUUUUUUAUUAUUCCCGUGCGCUCUGACUCUGCAGACUGUGUGAGCAGCCGAUGGAUGGGGUGAAAGAAAGAAAAAAAACUGAAACAGCUCAGAGUAAAGGAUCGGUGUUUUAUUUGGACUGAAAUAAAAGCAAAAGGCAGAGAGGUCUUCAUUUUUUUUUCUCUCUCUCUGGCACUCUUUCUGCCCUGCAACCCAACACAGCUCAAACACAGAACAACAAACCCCAGGAUGACCUCCCGCGUUCUUAAGAGGGAGGACUCGCUCGCGUAAAAAAACUGGCAAACUUUUUUUUUAUUAUUCAUUAGUCUCUUCUUUUAUUCUGAAAGUCAUCCAUGUGCGUUUCCACCAACUCAGAGGAUCCAUCUUCCUGGCAGCACUGCAGGGUGAGAACUGGGGCUCAGAGAGCUGCUGUUUUGCUUUUUGCUUCUUUUUUUUCUCCCGCACAUGGGACUGAAGAUGCCAGCUUUCACGUUCGUAUGUUGGUUUUGGACAGAACUGGUCACACGGACCCCGGCGACUUCGCCCGUUUUGUAUCCAUUAACUGCACUUACUUAUUUUAUUUUAAUGUUAUCUGUGAUUUUUUUUCUACAGCUUAAAAUAAAAAAGAAAAAAUGAAACAAUGGAAAAAAAAACUAUAAAAGACUGUUAGAAAUACUACACAAAAAACAGCUCUUUCUCUCUCUUCACACUUUGCAUACAGAACAAGCACAUGUACUCCGUCAACACACACACAUACACACACAUUUUGCAGUUCCUACGCUCCUGGCGCCUCUCAAGAUAAGACUAAUAAGAAAUAGAAAAAUAAUUAUUAAGCUAAUGAAGAGAGUUGGAAAACAAAACGCAGCAUGGCAGGCUUUAUUGCAAACACACACACACACACACACGCCGGCUCACGAACACACACAGACAGACAGACUCACACUCUUCGUGGAAUUACAUGUUCUGUUCCCAAAUCUUUUUUCACAGUAGGAAUUUAGCAACUGUUGUUUGGUGGAAGAGUAUCUUAGCUCUCGGCUGGAGGUAACAAUCCCAAAUCCUUUUGAAGUGAGAAAUCGGCUUGUUCUCAGCUCCAACAGUCACCCACAGAAACCCUCGCUGCAGUCUGCGCCUCGUGUUUAAUCGGUUCCUGUACCGCAGGACGCGGGUUGUGUCGUCGUUGGCGACGGUCGGUGUUUUGUAGUCGGCGGGUGGGAGGGCGGCUAAACGGUAAAACAAGUGAAGCAGAUAAAAUCGUAAAACCGGUAAAAAAAAAACAACAAACGUUGUCAGCUAGCUGCUUCUGUAAAAUGUGGUUUCUUGGGAAAGUCUCCAGAAACGUCGAUUGGAAAUUGGAAAUCAGCAUCUGAAUUCCCAAGUGCAGGUUCGAUUCGACAAAGGAGGCUGAGCAGCAUUCAUUUAGAAACUUGGAACCCGAACCUUCCAGCGCUGCCCACUCGGAGUGCAUUUGGCCAGUUCUACGACGACAUCGACUACGAUGAGUGUUUAAAAACUCAAAAACAAAGCUUUUAAAAGGGGCUGUGUGUAAUUUUUAAAGCCAGCUUUUGUUAGAAGAUUAUAAGGAGUUACCUGCAGCAUACAGCUUCAUUUAGAAUAAAUCCAGAUUAGUUGGUCUCGGGGCUGGACGCUGUAAGCCAGUCCCAGAGGGAACAAGAUCAAAUGGGAUCUUUUCUUUUUUAAAACCAAUCCAAUCGCCACCUCAAUUUCCUGUCAAUAAUCGUCACAUUCUGUGUGGUUAGAUGAAUGAUUUAAAUAUUUCCAGAAUAACAUUUGCAUAGACUGAUAUGUCAUUUCUCAGUCCAGAGUUGGUAUUGAGAUGUUAAAAGUCCACCUUGGUCACCACCUAAUUUAGGUUUACACUAAAUGUGUAAACCUAAAAUCUACACUUUAGGUGUAACCUAAAGUGUAGAUUUUAGGUUAUCAAUAAGAAAAGAUAUUAAUUUUUCUUACCUAAAAAGUUAAUCUUUUCAAGUAAGAUAUUAACUGCUUACAAUCUAUUAACAGAACCCCUGAACUCUCUCCUUUGAGUUUUCAAUGCCUAGAAAAUUAUGCCUUUUUUUUUUUGGUCAAUGCUCAGAAUUUGGGAGAAUGAUUCCAAAACAACAAAAUUAAACUUGUCAACGGAAAAUCCGAGCGGAUCCCCUUGACGUCGCUCCCUAAAUUAUGCAGAAUCUCUUGCCGUCGUUCAUUUAUGAAUUUUUAACCAACGUUCACAGAAAUACCUAGGAAUUUGUUGCUUCACCGGGAAAACUCUCCUCCGUCUGUCGGAUCACCUGCUGGGUUUUCAGGACCGCGCUCCUUCUUUCGUCUAUGCGACCCGAAUGCGAACGACAUUAAAAACCUACAUAAAAUAUCAGGAUCACGCAUCUCUGAAUGCCGACUUUCUUUGCUCAGUGGUUGCAGGG